UUAAUGUGGUCUAUAUACUCGUAUGUAUUUAGUAAUAUAACCUUCAAACAAUUAAUCCAUAAAAUGUACUGAAUGAAACUUAGCCGGCUAAUGUUUUACAUUUUCUAAUAUUAUGAAAACAUUUCUACGGAUUUUAGUAAUGUUUAUAAUGACGUGUCUUUUGAACUCAGGAGCAUUUUGUUCAGUACUAUCAGUAUCAUUUAGUACUACGUAGUCAUUGAAAGCAAAUUUUGUAUUUUUUCUACCGAUAUUAUUAUGAGUUUCUAUGAAAUUGUCUUCUGUUUGUCUAUCUGUAUAGUUAUUAGUGCUUCUAACAGUGAUAGUGUGUUUGUUAUUGAAACUAAUGGAACGAAAAUUAUUGGGAGAAAGUUGGUUACAGUUUUCGAAAACAAACCUUUUGCAGCAUUUUGGAAAAUUCCUUAUGCUGCUCCUCCGCUUGGAAAGUUAAGGUUCAAGCCACCAAAUCCAGUCCGUUGGUUCAACAAACCAGUGUACAACUACAGCGUGCCAUACAAUGAGAGUUGUGCCCUGGGUUUCACAGAAGAUUGUCUCUACCUGUCCAUUUACACACCAAUUAACAAACAUACAACCCUCGUUCCAGUCAUUGUAUGGAUCCAUGAAUACGCCUAUACACAUGGUCCUGAUUUUCUAAUAGAUGAAAAUGUCAAUGUGGUCACAGUCUCGUUUCGCACGACAAUUUUUGGAUUCCUCAAUACUGGAGACAGUUUUGCUAGUGGCAACAUGGGAGCUAAAGAUGUUCUUACUGCUCUGAGGUGGAUUAGAGACAAUAUAGGGUACUUCAAUGGAGAUAUAAAUAAGGUCACUGUAUUUGGAUCAGGGUCUACCGCACCCAUAGUAGCUUCUCUCCUAUUGUCUGCAGCUGGAGAGGAUUUAUUUAGUAGACUGAUCAUCCAAGACGGCAGUGCUUUAUCUCCAGCCGACUACAGAAGUUACAACUUCGAGAUUAUGAAUAAAUUAUACUGGAAUCUAAACGGACCAUUCGAAAAAUUCAAUAGAACCAAGUUGUACGAAUUACUCUCAAAGAGCUCAGUGAAGCAAUUGUUUGCGGCCAGUUACGAUCUGUUCGAUAGUACCGAAGUUCGAGAUAAUCAGAGGCUUAUCAAUUCAUUUUCCCCAACUGUCGAAGUAUCAGGAAAAGGUGCUUUCAUGAACAAAUUCCCCUUCGAAGUAUACAAGCGAAAGAUUACCAAUAAUGCGGUGGAAGUUAUGAUAGGAUACACGAACUUAGAUUCCCUCCACAAACUCGAUGGUUUCGUGAGAAACAGGAAACUCUUGAAGUAUUUAAAUUAUAACUUUCAGUAUUUAUUACCUUUCGAAGGGAGGAAAGACGAAUACGGAUCGAAGCUGUAUAGGAAGAUACGAAAGAAAAUAAUGGAUUUCUAUUUUGUUAAUGGGACUGUCGGGGAGAGGAGUUUGAGGAGGUACGCGAAGUAUGUGUCGGACCAAGUGAUUUAUCCGAUACUCCGGCAGGCGAGCCUGCAGAGCCAAGUGUCGUGUAGUAAUGUUUACCUGUACCGCUUCACCCACCGCGGGCCCUUCAGCAUCGUGUGGAACACGUACCUUCGCAAUUUGAACCUGAACGGAGCCACUUCGGGCGACGAAAUCUGUUACCAAUUUAAAUGUAAAUCUUUGAAGGCUGCCUACAAUACAGUGGAGGUUCCAAAUGAAAGGCUCUUAAUUAAGAAGAUUGCGAGAUUAUUGGCGAAUUUCGCUAAACACGGAAACCCAACUCCACAUCCUUCAGAUCCCGUCCUCGAAGACUUGCAAUGGUUGCCAUUGGAGCCAAGUAAAAGUAUGAGGGUCCUCAACAUUGGUUCCACGCUGAAGAUGGUCAAACUGCCUGAGCAGGAAAGAAUGUUGUUCUGGGAUCGAUUAAGAAACGAUUUUUUUCCUUCUAAAGAAAUAAAUGAUGAACUGUAAACACAAAAAUACUAAAGUAAUUAUUAUGUUUUUCGGCAUAUUCACGUAAUUAUUUGAUGAGGAACUCGACUAAUUUCAUGCCAUGCUAGAGGCUUAUAUUCAUGAGCAGCAUCCUGCAACAUACGACGCGACCUGACAACGUGUAUUCCAGACCACAAUAUAUCCCUGUUCCAAUUUUCAUCCUGAUCCUUUCAGCCGUUUUAACGUGAUUGAGUUACAAACA
This is a messenger RNA of Spodoptera frugiperda (fall armyworm), 2164 nucleotides long. RefSeq names its product juvenile hormone esterase. Bases 256 to 1941 code for a protein of 561 amino acids. The transcript has 3 exons. The record is from RefSeq and is a predicted model, not a curated record. NCBI's taxonomy places the organism in Eukaryota, Metazoa, Arthropoda, Insecta, Lepidoptera, Noctuidae.